Molecule: messenger RNA, 3236 nt
Organism: Anguilla rostrata (American eel)
Lineage: Eukaryota; Metazoa; Chordata; Actinopteri; Anguilliformes; Anguillidae
Gene: ghdc
Product: GH3 domain containing
Exons: 10
Coding region: 397-2310 (637 amino acids)
Cellular component (GO): cytoplasm
Molecular function (GO): acid-amino acid ligase activity
Source: RefSeq, a predicted model, not a curated record
AGUUGUGUCAUUGGAAUCUGUCAACGUUGGCCAGCUAAGGAAGUAGGCUACUGAUAAACAACAGUUAGCGGAUGUUACCUAGCUAAAUAGCUACAGCGAACGGUUCAACUAUGAAGUGGAUCUACAAAUACCCCUGGUAUUUUACAAAGUAAACGACAUUUUACGCCACGAUUUGCAGGCCGUUAAAAUACCUUAGCUAACUGUAGCUAUAGUUUAGCUUAGUUCGCAAGCCAUGUCCUACUAUUUUUUUUAUUUGUGGCUAGCUAGAGUAGUCUAAUAUUACGUGUUCCAGUCACUGGAAACUAAGGAGAGUAUCAUAAAUACUUUCCCGUGGAAGUAUCAUAAGUACUUUCCCCGUAAUAUCUUGGAAAUACUACAGAUAACUGGCUCGCUGCAAUGGCAACAGUACAGCAUCGCAUUAAACGGACCAGUUAUGCAUUUUUUAUGUUAACGUUACUGGUUAUCAUCUUAAUUGUGUUUGGACGUAAUUACGGACUUCUCGGAGUGCCCUCUUCUGUCUCGGUCGUUAUCGGAGUUUUUUCUUUUGGUGGCAUGGCGCUUCUGUGGAGUGCCAUCGGCUGGAGGGUGAAAGUGGAUAAUAGAUCGUUGGGCAGCCUUCUCACUCAAUACGUGGCCAUCAAAGUGGUGGGCUGGCUGGGGAAACGGCAGAGGGAACGUCUGGAAGCAGACACGCGUGACAUCAGGAAAGCACAGGAGGAGACACUACUCAAGCGCCUGCGCAAAAACGCAAACACCUACUAUGGACGUCUGUACGAAUUCAGUUCAAUCAAAGACUGUGUGACUUUUUGCCAGCUUCACCCGUUGACUGGGUAUGAGCACUACUGUGACCUGGUCAAGCGUGUGGCUGCAGGGGAGGAGGGAGUGCUGAUAGCUGAGAAACCCCUCAUCCUGGCCAUGACUUCUGGCACAUCUGGAGCCAGCAGCAUGCUACUCAGCACGAAGGACACCAACACAGAAUUCUUCUUACAGGGUGUCGCUGUGUGCCUGGAUGCCAUGAGGAAGGCCUUUCCUGCCAGCGACAGCCUACAGCGCACCGUCAAGUUCUUCUACGCGCCCACGUUUCGCCAGUCGGAGGCGGGCAUCCCCAUCGGACCCAACUCCUCCACCCCCGCCUCCUCCCGCCACAUGCUCGCCCUGUACACCACCCCCGCACCCGCCUUCCAGGUGCCCAGCGAGCCGGACGCCCUCUACCUGCACCUGCUCUUCGCCCUCAAGGACCCGAGCGUGGGCACCCUGGAGUCCAACUUCGCCUCCACUGUCUUUUAUGCCUUCAGGUUCUUGCAGGAGCGGUGGUCGGAGCUGGUGGAGGACGUGGAGCUGGGCCGGGUCAGCCCCCGGCUGGCCCUGGAGGACGGGGUGCGGCGCGGCCUGGACCGUCUGCUGAAGCCGGACACGGGGCGGGCGGGCAGGCUGAAGGCCGAGUUCGAGCGGGGCUUCGAGGGCAUCGCGCUCCGCCUGUGGCCCCAGCUCAACCUGGUGCUGGCCGUGGACUCCGGCUCCAACCAGAUCUACGGAGAGCUACUGAGGCAGCACUACUGCCGGGGCGUCCCCUUCUACUCCCCCUUCUACGCCGCCACUGAAGGCCUCAUUGGGGUGAACCUGUGGCCAGAGAAGGAGCAGCGACAGUACCUGCUCUGUCCACGCUCCAUGUUCUGCGAGUUCCUGCCCGAGGCCAGCCUGGACGAGGAGCAGCCGCCCACCCUGCUGAUGGACCAGGUCCAGCAGGGGCUCUCCUACGAGCUGGUGGUCACCAACGCAUCUGGGCUCUUCAGGUAUCGCAUAGGAGAUGUGGUGAAAGUGGUUGGAUUCCACAAUCAAUGCCCAGUGGUGGAAUUCCAGUACAGGCGUGGACAAAUGCUGAAUGUUCGAGGGGAGAAAGUGUCUGAGGCCAUGUUUCUAGCAGCCCUGAAAAGAGCCGUCACUCAGUGGCCAGGGGCGAAGCUAGUGGACUAUUGCUGUGCAGAAAGUGGAAUUUUGGGCGAGUCCUCUGGUGGCUCUGACCCCCACUAUCAAGUGUUCCUGGAACUGAAGGGGGUUCGAAACCUGACUGAGGAGCAGCGAUACAAGUUGGACCACUGUCUCCAAGAAGACUCGGCCAUCUAUAAAUCUUUCAGGUUCAAAGGGAGCAUCGGGCCAAUGAGGGUACAGCUGGUGGGGGGCGGGGCCUUCCAGGAGCUGCGCGGACUCAUGCUGGCCUCCUCCCAAGCUUCGCCCAACACCUUCAAAAUGCACCGCGUGCUGCGCAGGAAGGAGUACGCCGAUUUCCUGCAGGGAAAGAUCAUCUCCUAGGAGCUCUCUGAAGCUCUUUGUGGGAACCGGCCCCAGUCGGACCCCUGCCUAUAGCGAGCUUGGCAGCGACAAGAGAGACUCCGAACCCGACCGCGGGUUUCAUGCCAAGCCUCCGCGGGGGGCCUCUUUUGAAGGUCCCAGCCACCUUUAAUCAACUUGUUAAGGUUGCCUUUUGAUUUAAACGGUGUUUUUAUUGCGCAGGUUUCUUCUUUUUUUAAAAGAGCAAUGGUUGUCAUCCAUUCGUACCCACACGGUGGGAAUCUUCAGCCUACUCUACGCCAAGGUUCGCUUCAUCAUUCUCCAUCGCCAGAGACUACAUGCUGGGCACGGUUGGAGCGGUUACUAUGGGGACAACAGUAUUUGUGGUUUUUUGCCUUGAAGAGACGCAACACGCAGUGAAAUCACUCAAGAAAAUACAUCGAAAGUUGAAAGAUAACGGAAUGUGGCGGCUACAGGGAACUGUAUUAAACUUUGCAGUUAAAAAACAUUUAAAGCUAUUAAGUAUGUUUCCCAGGAGACCUGAGGUCUUUACAGGUUAGAGUUUACUGAAAUCAGGGGAAGGGGGAGGGAGAGAUGUCAGACAAGCUGAACACAAGUUACAGCAUGCCCCCACGCCUGGGGGUGCGUUGUUAAGAGCAGGACACUGGAAGCCCAGGAGAAUUUGAGAGGGUUGUGCCCCUGAAUCAGGAUGGGGGCAGGGCUCAGUCGUCUUAAGGUCAUAGUUCGCUUAAUGAGAUUGCAAUAGCCAUUGGCCAUGCUCCAUCAUCGGAUUCCAAUAUUAAUUGCAUCUAAUUUUGACUUUGCCUGCCUUGCAUUCAGUUUCUGUUUCUUUUUGUGCCAAGCCAAACUUUAUUAUGAAAUUUCCAAACGCAGCGAUCAUUAAUGACGUGUACAGAUCAAUAAAAUCACAGCUCAUGAUGAUAGUA